CAGCCCCUUCUCAUGAGAACUAUUUAUACCUUUAAGAGAUCAAACUAAAACUCACUUGUACCUCACCAUCACAACAUGUAUCUCCUCACUCUGGUCCUUGGGAUUGUGCUUCUCCCUGAAGCCAGGACCCUGAUAUGUUAUGAGUGUGCACCAGGACAGACUGGAACCUGCACUGAAACAACACAAUGUCCUUCACAGAAGAAUCAGUGUGCUGUACAAAGACUUGUGUCUUAUACGGGUGGUUCAGAAGUUUUGAAUGUCACAGAAAAAUCAUGUGCUUUGCCAGAGGAGUGUGGAGAGCACUCACUCAACUUUGGAGUCUCCAGAACCGUAAUUGCCAGCAAGUGUUGCAGCACCAACCUCUGCAACACCCAACCUGCCUCAGGGGUCACCCCAGCCGUUCCAAAUGGUAGAAAGUGUUUCAGUAGUGAUGGACAAACGAGCACCACAACUCUAAACUGCCUGGGGAAUGAGGACCACUGCAUCUCAGCAACAGUGAGUACAGGUGACCAAAUGGUGACUUUGAAGGGCUGCGCCUCCAAGGUAAUCUGCACAAACAAGGAAUCUGCACAGAUGAUGGGAACCAUUGGAGCAGAAAUGAGCUGCUGUCAGGGCGACUACUGCAACAGUGCCAGCAGUACAAGUGCUGGCCUCAUGCUGCUGGUGGCACCACUGAUCUCUUUGGUUCUGAGCUGAUGGAGAAAGAAGAAUCACUGCCCAGAUUUGCUUCACAUCACUGUGUAGACUCGUAGCACUUACUGCCUCACACAUGACCUUAAGUGAUAUGUGACCAACAGGAAAAAAUAAACAUAUUCUCUGCUUGUGAUAUAGAUCUGUCUGAGAAAAACAUGAUUUUUAGGUUGUUUGAGUCAUUUGAGUAUUUAAUGUAAUUCUGCAACUAUUCGAGGCUGUAAAUGAAUAAAUGUUUUUAUUGCUGUG
This is a messenger RNA of Mugil cephalus (flathead mullet), 939 nucleotides long. Its product is annotated as urokinase plasminogen activator surface receptor-like. The record is from RefSeq and is a predicted model, not a curated record. The transcript has 5 exons. The coding region runs from base 76 to 696 and encodes 206 amino acids. NCBI's taxonomy places the organism in Eukaryota, Metazoa, Chordata, Actinopteri, Mugiliformes, Mugilidae.